AUGGACUGGUUAUCACGACUGAUAGGUACCUCGCAAACAUCGCGCAAGACUGCCCCGCGACCACCCGCCAAUGAUCCACAAGCUCGCCUCGUCAAAUUUCGAAAAGUCUACAACACAGUGUUGCAGUUGAUCAACCGACCAAGAGACCCUUCAAAUGAAGCACCACUACUCAGUGAGCUGCAUUCGUGUCUGGAGAGGAUAGCUUCUUUCCUGCGUGACGAGACCCGCGCACCCGUCCCACAUUCAUGCAUUCAGUUCGCAAGCACCAGCCAGCUUUAUGCUGUAAUUGCGCGCGCAGCGACAGCGAGUCAAUAUGAGCCUGUUAUCCGCAGCGCUAUCGCCACGUUCGCCGCCCUUAUCGACAGUGAAGAGGAGGAUUUCGUGUCCAGCGCGCCAUUCGCCAAAAGCCUCAUGCGCCUGAUAAGAAGAGUAGUGGACAGUGGUAGCGUGCUCAUUGGCAUGGACACAGAGACCGCAAUAUUGGAAUUAUUGUUCACCAUAUCGGCGAAAAUCCGCUUGCAGCCUGAGAUUCUGCCGGUCUGGUUUCAAUCUAGCGUCAAACAAGAGCUUGAAGAGUUGGUCUUGAAAGAGAAGAACAACUUUGUUGGAGUAACGCAAAAGGACGAUUUCCCGUUGUGUUAUUUGCUGAUCGAUAGAGUUCACCACGAGGGUAGAAUUGGCGAUUUUGCCCGGACAGGAUUACUUUAUAUCUUCGAAGCUACAGGUCGCUCCAAGGAGUUGGAGGCCUGGAUUGUGCAGAGUGAUCUGCCUACUUUGAUGGCAUCAGGUCUGGGAGCUCUGUAUAGUCAAUUGAGCCGGGAGCUCAGUAUUCUCCACCCUGACGCUACACUGCCCGCAGUACUAGCCAUGAGCGACUACACGACCACACACACGCGUGCUACAGCAGAGUCGGCUUUCUCUGAGCGACACAAAGCCCACAUGGCGACAUUUCUGUCAUAUUUGGCAUUUUGGCAAGACAUCUUGGACCACUCUCGUAGUUCUGACGUCAAGCAGACCUUGCUAGAUCACUUCCAGAUUUUAUUUUUGCAACAGCUACUUUACCCUUCAUUACUGCAAUCGAGUGAUACCGACGGCGGUAGCUCUGUGGCGGUACUCACAUAUCUCCAAGCUGCUCUGGAAUCCCUCGAAUACCCCGAUCUCGUUCACAUGAUUCUCACUUAUCUCCUCGCAAUCCCGGAAGGCAAGAGCGCUGACCUCUCUGCAAGCAUUUCGAAUCUCAAUUCAUUAAAACCUCCUUCACAAGCUACGUUGACACGGCGGAAGAGUCUGAUGACACUUAAUCCGCCCAAAGCGCCGAACGAUGGCGUUGAACCGAUACUCUUCAAUCUUUUUGACUUGAUUGUCAACAGUAUUUGCUCCAAAAACAGCCAGACAUCAUUUUCCGCACUCAAACUCACAUCAACAUUAAUCUCUCGACAAAGAAAGUACGCGCUGGGAACCUUGCUGAAGAUUCAGAACAUCAAGUCAUCAGACCCGAGCAGGUCCAUCGGUGCCUUGGAGGUCGAACUUGAACAUUAUUCGCUGCUGGCGACUUCCUUGCACCCUCAAUUUGGUCUCGAAACCACAUACGUAGGAUUGUGCGAGGAUGCGCGGCACAACAUUGAGGCUCAAGUGGCAUCUCACGCGACGAACGCAACACUUGAAAACAGCUUCAUCGAUACACAAGCAUAUAUAGGCGAGUACCUGCUGGACAGCGACGACAGCCUUUUCAAAAGCAUGAGUAGCACUCUCAGAACUUUUUUUACCAACUCUGUUGACGUCAAUCUGGCAUUGACUCAAGCAUUCAUUUCAAUGGCGCUUUGUAUAGAGAUACGUCUCGAUGGCUGGGCGGCGAUUUCUCCCUCGCUUUAUUCGGUCAGCGAGGAGACCACCAGUGCGACCCGGCCUUGGCAAUCCUUCCUCGAUAGUGAAGAAGAAAACGCUUGGCUCUCCCUCAAGCGUGCAAGUCAUCGACCCGCCUGGACCGACCAAUCCUCACCCGCCUUGUUCCGGAUCUUAGAGCAGCUGGCCACCGAGCUUGAAAGUGUGCGGGAGAGAAUCAAGAACCUAGACCAAUUAAUAGCAGUACGCAAGACGAUGCUGCAAGCCUCCAACCUCGACAUCUUAGCAAGUGAGCCGCCGUCGUUAAUGAACAGUCCCGUCCAGGGCAGCUUCCUUGAGGUCCCAGGGCAAUUUCUGUCGUCAAGCCGAAGUUCGAGUCGGGCCCGAGGUCGAGAGAGCCUCGAGCCGAACAGUCGAGCCACAUCCCCUCAUCCAGCGGGGAUCUCUGCACGACGCCGUGAUGAGAGUCGCGGAUCCAGCCGCUCUCCAGGUCCCCGCUCUGUAUUCCGUCCACCGCCGCCGGACAACCCAUCGACGACGGAUGUGCUCAUGCAGACGGUCUCGUUGCCGGUCAACGGGUUGCCAGACCCUGAGCACAAGGACAGCGGCGUGCGCUCAGCUAGCCUCAACCACGUCCUCACGAACAUUGUUGUGUUGCAGGAAUUCGUUCUGGAACUCACGGCCGUACUACAGGUUCGCGCCGCAGUGCUUGGUCCGAGGGAAGUGCAAUCUGUCGUUUGA
Messenger RNA from Dissoconium aciculare CBS 342.82, 2583 nucleotides. RefSeq lists its product as uncharacterized. NCBI's taxonomy places the organism in Eukaryota, Fungi, Ascomycota, Dothideomycetes, Mycosphaerellales, Dissoconiaceae. The coding region runs from base 1 to 2583 and encodes 860 amino acids. The record is from RefSeq and is a predicted model, not a curated record. The transcript has a single exon.